This is a messenger RNA of Cynocephalus volans (Philippine flying lemur), 5245 nucleotides long. RefSeq names its product gem nuclear organelle associated protein 5 (gene GEMIN5). Gene Ontology annotation, cellular component: nucleus; SMN complex. The coding region runs from base 72 to 4604 and encodes 1510 amino acids. The transcript is spliced from 28 exons. Gene Ontology annotation, biological process: spliceosomal snRNP assembly. The record is from RefSeq and is a predicted model, not a curated record. NCBI's taxonomy places the organism in Eukaryota, Metazoa, Chordata, Mammalia, Dermoptera, Cynocephalidae. Gene Ontology annotation, molecular function: protein binding; mRNA 3'-UTR binding.
CCGGCUACGGCGUGGGACUGCGAACGGUCUUUCCCUGUGGCUGCUUCCCUCAUCCAAGGCGGCCGUCAGUCAUGGAGCAGGACCCGCGGACGCUGCCUCCCUCCCCCAACUGGUACUGCUCCCGCUGCAGCGAUGCUGUGCCCGGGGGCCUCUUUGGCUUCGCUGCGCGGACCUCCGUCUUCCUAGUCCGCGUGGGCCCUGGCGCGGGCGCGACCCUUGGGACGCCCCCGUUUCGAGUCAUAGGAGAGUUAGUGGGACACACCGAAAGGAUCUCUGGCGUCACGUUUUCUCAUCACCCUGGUCAAUACAAUCUCUGUGCCACCAGCUCUGAUGACGGGACUGUGAAAAUCUGGGAUGUAGAGACAAAAACAGUUGUGACAGAACAUGCACUCCACCAGCAUACAAUAUCAGCACUGCAUUGGUCUCCUCUAGUAAAGGACUUAAUAGUGUCUGGGGAUGAAAAAGGAGUAGUUUUCUGUUACUGGUUUAACAGAAAUGACAGCCAGCACCUCUUUAUAGAACCCAGGACAAUUUUCUGUCUCACUUGCUCACCUCAUCAUGAAGAUUUAGUAGCUGUUGGCUACAAGGAUGGCAUAGUGGUUAUAACUGACAUCAGUAAGAAAGGAGAAGUUAUUCACAGGCUUCGAGGCCAUGAUGAUGAAAUUCACUCCAUAGCCUGGUGUCCCCUGCUUGGUGAAGAUUGCUUAUCUGUAAACCAAGAGGAAAAUUCAGAACCUGAAGUUCCUAAUGGGAAAGUUACAGCACAAAUUCCAGUAACAAGAGGAUGUUAUUUAGCCACUGGAAGCAAAGAUCAGACCAUUCGAAUCUGGAGCUGUUCUAGAGGCCGAGGGGUGAUGAUUUUGAAAUUACCCUUUCUGAAGAGAAGAGGAGGGGGUACAGACCCAACUGUUAAAGAGCGCCUUUGGUUGACACUCCAUUGGCCCAGUAAUCAGCCAACACAGCUGGUAUCCAGUUGUUUUGGAGGUGAAUUGCUACUAUGGGAUCUCACCCAAUCUUGGAGAAGGAAAUACACUGUCUUUAGCACUUCAUCAGAAGGGCAAAAUCAUUCAAGAAUUGUGUUUAAUUUAUGUCCGCUACAAACUGAGGAUAACAAACAGCUGCUGCUUUCCACCUCAAUGGACAGAGAUGUAAAAUGUUGGGACAUGACCACCCUGGAGUGCUGUUGGACCCUGCCUUCCCUUGGUGGCUUUGCCUAUAGCCUGGCUUUCUCUCCUGUGGAAAUAGGCUGUUUGGCCAUAGGUGUUGGGGAUGGCAUGAUCCGUGUAUGGAAUACACUCUCCAUAAAGAACAACUAUGAUGUGAAAACGUUUUGGCAGGGUGUCAAGUCCAAGGUUACAGCGCUGUGCUGGCACCCAAACAAGGAAGGUUGCUUGGCUUUUGGAACUGAUGACGGAAAAGUGGGAUUAUAUGACACCUACUCCAACAAACCUCCACAGAUUUCUAGCACAUAUCAUAAGAAGACUGUGUACACUUUAGCCUGGGGGCCACCAGUACCCCCCAUGUCACUUGGAGGAGAAGGAGACAGACCUUCCCUUACUUUAUACAGCUGUGGAGGGGAAGGGAUUGUCUUACAGCAUAACCCCUGGAAGCUUAGUGGAGAGGCCUUUGACAUCAACAAACUCAUCAGGGACACCAAUUCAAUCAAAUACAAAUUGCCUGUACACACAGAGAUCAGCUGGAAAGCAGAUGGCAAAAUUAUGGCUCUUGGCAAUGAAGAUGGAUCAAUAGAAAUAUUUCAGGUUCCCAAUUUGAAACUGAUCUGUACCAUCCAGCAGCAUCACAAGCUUGUGAAUACCAUUAGCUGGCAUCAUGAACAUGGCAGCCAGGCAGAGCUGAGCUAUCUGAUGGCCUCUGGCUCCAACAAUGCAGUCAUUUAUGUGCACAAUCUGAAGGCAGUCAUAGAAAGCAGCCCUGAGUCUCCAGUCACCGUUACAGAGCCCUACCGGACUCUAUCAGGGCAUACAGCCAAGAUCACCAGUCUGGCGUGGAGCCCACAUCAUGAUGGAAGGCUGGUAUCUGCUUCCUAUGAUGGUACAGCCCAGGUGUGGGAUACCCUCCGGGAAGAGCCUCUGUGCAAUUUCCGAGGACAUCGAGGUCGACUGCUUUGUGUGGCAUGGUCCCCAUUGGAUCCGGACUGCAUCUACUCAGGGGCAGAUGACUUCUGUGUGUACAAAUGGCUCAUUUCCAUGCAAGAUCAUUCUCGGCCUCCUCAAGGCAAAAAGAGUAUUGAAUUAGAGAAAAAACGGCUUUCUCAACCUAAGCCAAAACCCAAAAAGAAGAAAAAGCCCACCUCAAGAGCACUUGUAAAGCAAGAAUCGUUUGACGGGAAUGAAGAAGAAAGCAUAAAGGAGAACAUAGGACCUGUUGAGAAUGGCGUGUCAGACCAGGAGGGGGAGGAGGAAGCACGGGAGCCAGAGUUACCCUGUGGCCUCGCUUCAGAGGUUUCUAGAGAACCAGUUGUCUGCACUCCAGUUUCUCCAGGCUUUGAAAAGUCAAAAGUUACCAUUAAUAACAAAGUCACAUUACUGAAAAAGGAGCUGCCUAAAGAAAAGCCAGAAGUGUUAAUCAAGAAGAAAAAAGCUCGUUCCAUGCUUCCUCUGAGUACAAGCCUGGACCACAGGUCCAAAGAGGAGCUUCAUCAGGACUGUUUGAUACUAGCAACUGCAAAACACUCCAAAGAGCUAAAUGAGGAUGUAUCUGCCGAUCUUGAGGAAAGAUUUCAUCUGGGGCUUUUCACAGACAGGGCUUCCCUGUAUAGAAUGAUUGAGAUUGAAGGAAAAGGUCACUUGGAAAAUGGCCACCCUGAGUUAUUUCACCAGCUCAUGCUUUGGAAGGGAGAUCUCAAAGGUGUUCUCCAGACCGCAGCAGAAAGAGGGGAGCUGACAGACAAUCUCGUGGCUAUGGCACCAGUAGCUGGCUACCAUGUAUGGCAGUGGGCCGUGGAAGCUUUUGCCAAACAGCUGUGUUUUCAAGAUCAGUAUGUGAAGGCUGCCUCUCACCUGCUUUCCAUCCACAAAGUGUAUGAAGCUGUGGAGCUUCUCAAGUCAAACCAUUUUUACAGGGAAGCUAUUGCAGUUGCCAAGGCUCGGCUGCGCCCAGAGGACCCAAUCCUGAAGGACCUGUACCUCAGCUGGGGAACCAUCCUAGAAAGAGAUGGCCAUUAUGCUGUAGCAGCCAAAUGCUAUUUAGGGGCUGCUUCCGCUUACGAUGCAGCCAAAGUUUUAGCCAAAAAGGGGGACGCAGCAUCCCUUAGAACAGCUGCAGAGUUGGCUGCAGUCAUAGGAGAGAAUGAGUUGUCUGCUUCCCUGGCUCUCAGAUGUGCCCAAGAGCUUCUUCUGGCCAGGAACUGGGUAGGAGCCCAGGAAGCCCUGCAGCUACAUGAAAGUCUACAGGGUCAGAGACUGGUGUUUUGCCUUCUUGAGCUACUAUUCAGGCGGCUGGAGGAAAAGCAUCUUUCCGAGGGCAAAAGCUCUUCCUCUUCUUACCACGUUUGGACCGCAGGCACUGAAGGGCCCUUUGUGGAGAGGUUGACUGCAGUUUGGAAGAGCAUCUUCGGCCUUGACACCCUAGAGCAGUAUCAGGCAGCCUUUCAGAAGCUGCAAAACAUCAAGUAUCCAUCUGCUACAAAUAACACUCCCUCCAAACAGCUCCUGUUUCACAUUUGCCAUGACUUGACCUUGGCGGUGCUGAGCCAACAGAUGGCCUCCUGGGACGAGGCUGUGCAAGCACUGCUUCGGGCUGUGGUCCGGAGUUACGACUCAGGGAACUUCACCAUCAUGCAGGAAGUGCACUCAGCCUUUCUCCCAGAUGGCUGUGACCACUUUAGAGACAAACUGGGUGACCAUCAGUCCCCCACCACACCAGCUUUUAAAAGUUUGGAGGCCUUUUUUAUUUAUGGGCAUCUCUAUGAAUUCUGGUGGUCUCUCUCCAGGCCUUGCCCCGAAUCUGGUGUCUGGGUAAGGACUGGGCACAGAAGUACACCCUCUGUUGAGCAAAGCCAGCAGUUGGAUAAUGCCAGCACUGAAGAAACUGACCCUGAAACUUCAUGUCAACUAGAGCAAAGCAGGCCCCCAGAACUAGACUUGAGACUCACAGAAGAAAGUGAGCGAAUGCUGAGUGCUUGUAAGGUGCUCUUUUCAGAAAAGCAUGCCAGCCUUCAAAACUCACAGAGAACUGUUGCUGAAGUCCAGGAGACCUUGGCAGAAAUGAUCCGCCAACACCAGAAGAAUCAACUCUGUAAAUCCGCAGCAGAUGGUCCUGAUAAGAAUGAAUCUGAACGGGAAGCAGAACAGUCCCUCUCUAAUCUGCAGAGCCAGUGUAAAGAAGAAAAAAAUGAGCCAGUUUCUUUGCCUGAAUUAACCAAAAGGCUUACAGAGGCAAAUGAGAGAAUGGCUAAAUUUCCUGAGAGUAUUAAGACCUGGCCCUUCCCAGAUGUGCUGGAGUGCUGCCUCGUCCUACUUCGCAUUGGGUCUCAGUGUCCUGGCUAUGUGACCCAGGAAAUGCAGCAACAGGCCCAGGAGCUCCUCCAGAAAUACGGCAGUACUAAAGCUUACAAAAGACACUGCCAUACCUUCUGCACGUGAACUUUCAAAGGCCUUGAAGAAACCAUGCCAAAUUCAAAACAUUUGACACCUUUCACCUCUGCAAUUACACCUUGCCAGAUGCUCACUCUGAUCCAUAGAUGUAUUUGCAGUAAUCCAAAAUGAGGGUUAAGUUUGAAUUAACUCUGUCUACCCUUAGAUGCUGUGGAAUCUGACUUUGGUCUCAAUUGUCGUUUCCUGCUGGAGGAAAGACCAUGAAGAGCCAGCAGUAGUUAUUCAGAACUAAUACCUGUCGAGUGAUAGUUGAUCAUCUCUAAAGCCUUAUUAUGCAGGUUUCACCCAAAGAGGAGAAACUUUUCUAAUCACCCAAAGUGUUAUGUUUUUAAACACAAACUACCUUUAUAAAUAUUUCACCUGCUUGAUCAUAAACCUGUCAUUCUUGUUUGAGAUAGAAGAGCUGCAUUUUAUGGCUAUUGGAGUAGUUUUUUCAACUGUUUUGUUUACCCAGGCUCUCUCCCCUUUACUUUUUCAAAGAUUGAAGUUUGAAUGUGAAGUAGGCCUUGUCCAUCAUGUUGACUCUUUACCCUGUGUCUGAGCAUUAGGUUGAAAAUUUGGUUUCAUUGUUUUAUUUAUGUAAUUGCUUGUUUGGACAAACCACGUACUAAAGCUUUAGAAACAACUAA